AUGGUUUUAAACUUCUUUUUAAAACUUUUGUUAAUUGGUGACUCUGGAGUUGGAAAAUCCUGUCUUCUCUUGAAAUUCGCUGAUGAUACAUACACUGAAAGCUACAUCUCUACAUUUAUCUGUGCAAUCAAACUACAAGGCAAGGUCAUCAAACUACAAAUCUGGGAUAUUGCAGGUCAAGAACAAUCUAUGAAAUGA
Molecule: messenger RNA, 198 nt
Organism: Melampsora larici-populina 98AG31
Lineage: Eukaryota; Fungi; Basidiomycota; Pucciniomycetes; Pucciniales; Melampsoraceae
Exons: 4
Coding region: 1-198 (65 amino acids)
Biological process (GO): regulation of exocytosis; protein secretion
Molecular function (GO): GTPase activity; GTP binding
Source: RefSeq, a predicted model, not a curated record